Grosmannia clavigera kw1407 is the source of this 855-nucleotide messenger RNA. RefSeq names its product opa3 domain containing protein. Gene Ontology annotation, biological process: regulation of lipid metabolic process. Gene Ontology annotation, cellular component: mitochondrion. The transcript has 2 exons. The record is from RefSeq and is a predicted model, not a curated record. NCBI's taxonomy places the organism in Eukaryota, Fungi, Ascomycota, Sordariomycetes, Ophiostomatales, Ophiostomataceae. Bases 1 to 855 code for a protein of 284 amino acids.
AUGGUGCCUCUUCCGCUCUUCAAGCUUGCCGCGCUCUUUGUGCGGCAUAUUUCGAAGUAUGGUGCAAACCAAAUCAAGAUCCAGGCCCACGAGCACCAGCGCUUUCGCCGGCAGGCUGCCCGCUAUGGCCAGGCCAUCCACCAGCUCAACAUGCGCCUCAACGUUGCCGUGUUACGAAAUUACGACGCCGAGAAGCGGGCGCGCGAAAAGGCUGAAGCUGCCGAGGCUCCGACUGUCAAGACAAAGGAACAGGCUGAGCGUGAAGAGCGCCUGAAGCAGAAGGAGGCCGCUGACCGUGCAAAGUACGGCACCACGGCCAAGGAGGCACAUCCGGCAACGGUCAUAAUGCGCACGAGCGAUGCCAGUAUCCCUGCUGCUUCUGCUGCUGCUGCCACUGCCACUUCCUCCACUUCCUCCUCCGCUGACAGCACCAGGGGUCCGACCCACUUCACCAGCGUCUGGAAGCGCAAGUUCCGAGCGCUGCCCGAAGCCAAGGCCGUCGACCUGUUUGCCGACGUCGUCGGUGCUGCCUUCAUCCUCGUCAUCGCCAGCGCCCUGGUCCUCUACGAGUACUACCGGUCGGCGUCCAAGCCCGACGCCAAUCUCGCCAACCUCGAGCGCAUCAAGGACCUCAACGGCCAGCUCACUGAACUGCGCGCUGCCGAAGAUGAGCACGUCCCCGCCGAAAAGCUCCACGAGAGCCGCAUCCUCGCCAUGGAGGCGGCCCUGCGCAGCUACCGCGACCCUAAGACCAAGCAGCCGCUGCUGGCACCGGCACCCCCGCCAGAGGAAGACAAGGCAGAUCUCAAGGACACUGUCGCCGAGCAGGCGGCGCAGUCUGCUGUCGUGGCAUAA